This is a messenger RNA of Guillardia theta CCMP2712, 1350 nucleotides long. RefSeq lists its product as hypothetical. The record is from RefSeq and is a predicted model, not a curated record. Bases 19 to 1350 code for a protein of 443 amino acids. Gene Ontology annotation, molecular function: pseudouridine synthase activity; RNA binding. The transcript has 12 exons. Lineage: Eukaryota; Cryptophyceae; Pyrenomonadales; Geminigeraceae. Gene Ontology annotation, cellular component: mitochondrion. Gene Ontology annotation, biological process: mRNA pseudouridine synthesis; tRNA modification.
AUCCGUGCAGGUCAUGCAAUGCAGCCUUGGCGCUGCGGGAAAGCGCUUGUGAUAGCCCUCCUGUCUCUGGCUCGCAGUCUGGCUACUAGCAGGUCAAUCAGCCCCUUCCUCUUCUGUCUCGCCGUCGCUCCUUGCGCCAUGUCCUGGAGCCUCAACGUAGGUUUUCACCAGCUGCGUUCAGUCGCGCUCAGGCCUGCUAAGGAGGCCAUCAUCUCGUCCUCCCCGGCCACGCGAUCCAUGUGGACAGCAUGGAAAGCGAUGUACCACACGGAGGGGGAAAGGAAGCCUCUGUCACGAUCCGCCAGCGGAGCCUCAGAUAUUCGAUCGCCUCUGAGAGCCGAGAAGAAGAGGCGAGCUGCCUCCAUGAUGCCGCUCAACUGUCAGAAGCAGGAGGCCUCCAGCAAGCCUGCUGGGACAAAGCAAAACAGAGGGAUCGAAAGGGAGAGGGCGAAGCGACUGGCGACAGAUCUGGGGCUCGAUGGCAUCUUUCCCGUCCACAAGCCUCAAAACUUCACCUCCUACGAUGUUGUCGCCAAGAUCCGAUCAAUGAUUAGCAGGCACCUACGAAGCCUCCAGCCUGAACUUACAAGGAAAGGGGCGGAGAUCAAAGUCGGGCAUGGUGGGACGCUGGACCCCAUGGCUACCGGUGUGCUUGUAAUCGGUGUAGGAAGUGGCACACGAAAGAUGGACUUCUUCACCAAGGGAAGGAAGGCUUAUGAAGCGGUGAUGCAGAACAAAACAGUUGUUCGCCUGUGCUCCCCUAUCGGAGAAGUUCACCCCUGGGAAGAUUUGACCGAUGAGAAGCUGAUCAAGGUCCUAGACUCGUACAUUGGCGACAUCCUGCAGCGGCCCCCCAUGUACUCUGCCGUCAAGAUCCAGGGAGUGCGAGCGUACGAGUUGGCAAGGAAAGGGGUCGAGGUCGAGAUGAAGCCAAGGCCAGUCAGGGUCCACAGCAUCAAGCUGAUGCGUCCAUUUGCUGCACCGGAUUUCCACAUCUAUGUGGAUUGCGGAGGAGGAACGUACAUUCGCAGCCUCAUCUCCGACAUCGCUCUCGACCUUGGCACCGCUGCUCACAUGACGAAAUUGGUCCGCACGCAUCAGGCAAGACGAUCCAUUCCGUUGUCUCUCCAACCCCCCCCCCCCCCCCCCCCCCCCCCCAUCCGCCGCUCGUCCAUGUCCUGCCCUCCCCCUUCCCACUCACGUCCCCCGUCCCCCGUAUCCCUCCGUACUCCGCUUGACCGUCAGUCUGCGUUCCAGGGAAGGUUUCAGCUGGAGGACUGCUUGACGCUGGACGACAUGACGCCGGACAAGAUAGUCGCGAGCAUCACCAAGUCGAAUGAGCUGCUGUAG